Molecule: messenger RNA, 555 nt
Organism: Symbiodinium sp. CCMP2456
Lineage: Eukaryota; Dinophyceae; Suessiales; Symbiodiniaceae
Source: the annotation of a GenBank genome assembly
AUGCUGGGUGCUGCCCUGCGGGGUGCUGCCUUCGCACCACGGCUGGCGGCCGUCGCGCCGGCUCUCCGCUUCGCCGGACCCGGGGCGGUGGCAGUCGGCGCGGUGGUUUCCGUCUAUGAGAUUGGCGGCUGGCGCCUGAUAGCUGCAGUGCCUUCCACGAUCGGACUCGGCUGGUGGGCUUCCAACCUCAACGAAUCCAGGUUCGAGGAAAACUUCAAGAAGGGUGUGGUGGCACAGCUCAGCUCCGAGCAGCCAGACCUGCCCGAAGACCUUGUGGCUGCCGUCCAGUCUUCCGCGCUCCGCAAUUACGAGACGAACCGCUGCCGCCUGGACGCGGAGACGCGCAGUGAGGGCGAGGGCUGGCGGAUUGAGAUCAUGGCGGAUCGCAGCAGCUUCAUGUCCAGCUGGAAAGCGACGUCCAUCAAGGUCAUGAAGGGCCGGGCGACAUGGACCUCGCCGGGUGCAGCCCUGCAUCCGCAGACAAGGAGCUGGGACCCGACGGCACCACCCAUGCGUUGGACUCUUCUUUGGCAGGGGUCCGGCCUGCCCGGCUGA